Messenger RNA from Clupea harengus (Atlantic herring), 3543 nucleotides. RefSeq names its product RAB43, member RAS oncogene family (gene rab43). NCBI's taxonomy places the organism in Eukaryota, Metazoa, Chordata, Actinopteri, Clupeiformes, Clupeidae. The record is from RefSeq and is a predicted model, not a curated record. Gene Ontology annotation, molecular function: GTP binding; GTPase activity.
AAUGUGCUGUCAUUCGUCCCUUCCGCGUUGGCAAUUUCGCAGGUGCUGCUUUAUCCACGUCAGUUUUGCUUUUAUAAACACAGAGCUUACGACCACAGAGACGGCACACAUGCAAUAGCCGUCGGACCCAUAUCCUAACAGACAUUCUACGAGCUUUUGCAAACAUGUCAUUGCUUGAUUCUGAUGACAGCUAUGACUUCGUCUUCAAAAUAGUUUUAGUCGGAGACGUCGGUGUCGGCAAAACUUGUGUAGUGCAACGAUUCAAGACUGGUAUCUUCAUCGAAAGACAGGGCAACACAAUUGGAGUGGACUUUACCAUGAAGACUGUGGACAUUCAAGGAAAAAGAGUCAAGUUGCAGAUCUGGGACACAGCAGGGCAGGAGCGCUUCCGCACCAUCACGCAGAGCUACUACCGCAGCACCAACGGCGCCAUCAUCACCUACGACAUCACCAAGAGGGCCUCCUUCCUGUCCGUGCCCAAGUGGAUGGAGGACGUGAAGAAAUACGGCGGCUCCAACAUCGUCCCACUUUUAGUCGGUAACAAAUCCGACCUAAGCGACAUGCGUGAAGUCCAACUCGCAGAGGCCCAGUCUAUGGCUCACCAGUUGGACUUUAUCACUGCCAUUGAGACGUCAGCCAAGGAUUCUACUAACGUGGAAGAGGCCUUCAACAAGAUGGCCGCCGAACUCAUUCUCAGACAUGGGGGCCCCAUGUUCAAUGAGAACGUGACUGACAGCUUCAAGUUGAACAGCAAGGAUGUGACUACAGAAGGCUGGGGCUGCAGCUGUUGAUGCCCGAAAUUUUUCAUUAUCCGUCUGGAAAGUUUUUUUUUUUUUUUUUUUGCUUUGCUGGUCUUUUAAGGCACACCAUUCGAGUUCCUAUAAGGGACAUUUGUUUUUCUAUUCUCCCAGGGACCAGUCCAUAGUUUUUAUUUUUAAAUUUAGCAAUAAAUAGUUUUCACUGUUGAGGCAGAUUGGUCACAGUGUGCCCUCAGAGAAAAGUCUUUCACCUGGACAUGCACCGGAGAAGGAAAGAAGUUUCUAGAUAAAGAGACGUUGCAUGUGGACCUUCAACUCACAAGCCCUGACUGAUGUGCAGGCAUUUUGGCAUGGAACGAAAAGGUCUUUUCAGAGGGUUCUUAAGCAAGUUUGAAUCACAUGUCUGGUAAUGGGCUAGCCUAGCUAAUGCAUUCACAUGUCUCUCUUAUUGAAUGCGGCCCCUACAGCACUGUCAGCCAGGGUUGCUGAAGUGCAGCAACUGCUGUUGCCUGAAGUAAUGAAACCUCUUCAAAGGAUUUUUGGUUUUUGCCACUGGUACUUUCACAUUCUUUUUGUCGAAAGGAAUGCUGAUAAAAGAUGAAUACAACCUUGUAAACGUACUUUAUAGACUUAUGAGCUUGGUGUCAUGUCAUAGUGAGAAUGCUAGACUGAGUGCAUAUUUACACAGCUAUUGACAACAGUUAUGGUCGUUGAAAGUCUCUUAGAAGCACUGUGGCACAGGUAAACUAUUGCACACACUAGUUUAUUGACACACUCCAGUAAAAUGGGGCAAUGUUUUUUUUUUUUUUGACCAGAUAUCCUUUUAGCUUUUUGUAAGGGGGGAAACAAAAUGUCUGGUAUAGCGUGACCAAUAAUGGAAAUGUGUACUAGUAUUACUAUUAACUGGAUUUUUACAUCUCACAACAACAGAAACGGGGAAGACCACAACAUCGUGUUUAUCACAGUGCCAAAAAAAGUCUGUGAUGGUAAGCCUGGCCGUUGCCAGGGGGACAGUUGAGUCUCUGGUUUAUUGGCCUUCUGAUUGGUGGCCUUUUAGCUUCUGCUGCUGUGGCCAGGAUGUGAUGUCACAAAGGCCCCACAUGUCGCUCAGCUGGAGGGGAGCAGAGAGCCCUCUGCGCUUUGGUAUUUGUGUAUCUCUCUCUCUCUUUUUUUUUCACCCCCUGAGGAUAGAGGGAGAGAGGGCUAUGUGUUUGGAUCAGCUGGACACCAGACAUCCACACAGAAAGCACUACUGUACUGUUGCUUUCUGAACCAAUGCUGUGAAGCUCCCUUGCUGGGCAGUGUUGUUUUUGGAGUGUGUGAAGGAAAAAGCCUCUCAAAUAGUUUUUUUUUUAUAUAUAUUUAUAACUGACGUGUAAAUGUCAACUGACACUCCCCACCCCCCCACACACACACGUGCGCUUACAGAGAGAUGGUGGAAUGAUUUGCCUCAUAUAUAAGGUGUGUAGUUGGGUGUAAACUGUGGAUGAGGAGAGAGACGAUCAUGUGGUUUGAGUGUGUUUUUAUUUUUUUUAUUUUAUAAAAUGGAUGUAUUCAUGGGCAAAGAGCAGCCAUAUUGUUUAUUUAGCUGAAAGUGCAAUGACGUUUGUCUAAGCAGACAUGGAGAGAUUAUGUGCAUCAGAGCCUCUGGACUAUUCCCCAUCUUCUCCUAAUAAGCUGUAAUAGAGUUUGACAACCAGAUGUCCAUUUUAUUUCCAGGGACAGUCCCGUGUUUCAGUAGUGUCCCAACAUGUUUUGAAAUGCUAGAUGUGUCACAUUUCCAAGGCAAUAUUUUACAGCAUAGUGUGUGUGUGUGCGCGUGCGUGUGCAUGUGUGCGAUUUUUAAGUAUGGAACAAAAAAAUUGAUGUGAGUGAGAGCUACAGCGUACAUUGUAAAAUAGUGGAUUUGGUCAUCGUAGUUUGAGUUUGAGAGGCUGAGGAAUUUAGAAAGAUGGGCUACAUGGCAGAUAUGUCAGCAGAGGGGUGUUGUUACAAACCUUAAUCACGCUCAUCUGAAAGUUAAGACUGCAGGCCACCGAUUCGGCUUUGGCUCUCUUCAAUGACUUGGUGUCGUUUUUGGCAAGCAGAGGCAUUAUUGAAGCACUUCUUUUUCAGUGUUAACCUAAAGCCAUGUUGAAACUGCAGUGAUCCAUCUUCAGCCUUGAAAGGAUUGCCACACUCAGUACUACGCUCAUCACUCACUGGAAGGUGCAACUCUGUUUAGGUACCUUUUACGUCAUUAUAUUUAGUCAAUUAGGCCUAUGUAGGUAACCAGGAUUUUAUUGGAUAUUUUUUACAAAUUAGUUAUUUGAAAAGCACAUAUUCAGGUACUGUAAUUUAGUAACAUUUAGACAGAACUUAGUACAAUUUUGAAUGUUUCCAGUGGUGGGUGAAAAAGGCAUUUGUGAAUUAUUGAUUUUUAUAGUGACCUUCAAAGAUUUAUAUUGACUUUUGGUAUAAAGUUGGAACUGAAAUGUUUUUAAUUGAUAAUGUCUUAUGACUGAAGGACACGUCUCUUGGAUGCUACGUACAUGCCUGGGAUGUGACCUUGGUUGAAUGUAUCUGAUGGUUGGUUAUAGCGGAUUUUAGAGUGCCUUAAAAUAAAUUUGAUAUCAAUAGAAAAAAUGACUAGCAAUAGCCAUGACAUGUUACUAUGCAUUUUAUGAUAAUACUUUGACACAAGUUAUUGUAUUGAAUUCUGUUUGUAAUCCUUUGUUUUCUGAGUAAUUUGAUGCUCUAAAUGAUCUGUUCAUAUUGAAUAAAACAUAUAUAAAUAUAAAUACUU